Molecule: messenger RNA, 1374 nt
Organism: Acanthosepion pharaonis
Lineage: Eukaryota; Metazoa; Mollusca; Cephalopoda; Sepiida; Sepiidae
Source: the annotation of a GenBank genome assembly
AUGGUGAAAUCGUCGACAAGGCCGAGUGAUUCCGGUGACUCGAUAAAAAUUAAUGUUGUCCAGCUAUCGCCGAAUCCACCUGAUGGAGGCUGGGGAUGGUUCGUCUGUCUGGCUGCUUUUUACUGUAAUUUCAUUGUCAUCGGAUUACAAAUGUGUUUCGGUCUCAUUUAUAUCGGUUUGAGGGACACUUUUUAUGACAGUGCUUCGAAGACCUCUUUAUCCGGUGCCCUUUUCAGUGGAUUCAAUAUGUUAAUAGGUCCCUUUGUAAGUGGCCUUCUCACCUUCUAUAGCCAUCGCAGUAUCAUCAUUGUUAGCGCACUUGUUGCUUCUGCAGCCAUGUUUAUCAGUGCGUUUGCGACGCGAGUGGAAAUGCUUAUUGUCACAUAUGGCCUUAUUGGAGGAAUCUCUUUAGGGAUGGUUUUCUUUACCGCCAAUGUAAUCGUCGGGAUGUAUUUUGUGAAGCGACGAGCCUUGGCAUUCAGUCUCGCCAACUGUGGAGCCGGGGCCGGAAUGUUCACUCUCAAUUAUGCAGUCACACAACUUUUGGAACACUACGCCCUGAGAGGAACGCUAAUGAUAUUAUCAGGGCUUAUUUUGAAUAUUGUCGUUUUUGGCGCACUUUGCAGACCCGUAGAUUGUCAUAUCGAAUCUUCGGAAGAAACACAGGAUACAAAAGAACAGCCAGCGUCUUCCCAAGGAUUGCUUUCUCCAAAGGACCGAUUCGAAGACCUGCAUUUAUCCAAAAUAUCACUGGAAGAAUACAGACUUACCAAAAGGGUGCGCCGAAUCUCAGAAAUGUCUCAUAGUAGUUCCACAGCAGCCAUUGAUACAGCCAUUAUGGAGGCAAACAGAAGAAAAGAAUCAAUACGAAAGUCAAAAAUAAAAGAAAUUUGUUCAUCCUUCUUUGACUUUUCCAUCCUAAAGAACCCGGAUAUUCUUUUAUUAUCAAUGACUUACAUUUUUUGGUCAGCCAACCAAAUUCCGAUGGUCUAUCUGCCGGCGUAUCUGUUGUCCGUUGGCCAAAGUAAAGAUGAAGCUGCUCUUCUGAUGUCCAUCUCGGGAAUCACAUGUACCAUUGGCCAGUUCCUUGUUGGUGCCCUUGUCGAUUUCGCCCACAUCGCCAGCCAUUAUUUAUUGACGCUGUCUCUGAUCCUCCUCGCCACGCUUACAUUUGCCGUGACGUUAAUCAGUGCUUUUUGGUCUUUCACCGUCGUCGUCAUCUUCUGGUCAAUUGCUCUUGGGUUUGGUAUAUCUUUGCGAGUAAUUGUGACUAUGGAUCUUACUGGAAUGGAUGACUUUUCACGCGGUUACAGUCUGCUCAUGUUAUUUAAUGGUAUUGGUUAUGCUACGAGUCCACCAUUGUCUGGCAAGUAA